Biomphalaria glabrata is the source of this 2668-nucleotide messenger RNA. RefSeq names its product 14-3-3-like protein. Bases 147 to 914 code for a protein of 255 amino acids. NCBI's taxonomy places the organism in Eukaryota, Metazoa, Mollusca, Gastropoda, Planorbidae. The record is from RefSeq and is a predicted model, not a curated record. The transcript has a single exon. Gene Ontology annotation, cellular component: cytoplasm. Gene Ontology annotation, biological process: signal transduction.
AGCGCCGCCUUCAACCGGUUUAGAUUUGUAAUCCGCCAUUUUUCACUUGCCGCAUCCGUUUCUCUUGAGAAACUUGGAUAAACAAUAUUUUACACUGUGUUGUGACUCUGAAAGUGCAAUUGCUUAGCGGCAUUUCGUAAACCACGAUGACGAGCAGUACUGCUAGUGCAUUUAAGUUCAUUGAUGGGCUUAAAGAUGUGGAGCAACUUGUUACUUUCGCAAAGCUCGCCGAACAAGCAGAAAGGUAUGAUGAUAUGGCUAGAGCAAUGCGGAAGGUGACUGAACUUGAAGGUAAAUUAACACAAGAAAAACGUAACCUACUGUCUGUUGCUUACAAAAAUGUUGUGGGUGCACGUCGCUCCUCAUGGCGUGUUAUCUGCAUGAUUGAACAGAAAGCAGAAAACGAGAAACGCAAAGCUAUUGCUCAAGAGUUCCGCGUGAAAGUCGAAUCGGAACUGGACUCAACCUGCAACGAAGUCCUUGGUCUCUUGGAGAAGCACCUUAUCACUGAUGAUUGCUCAGAUGAGGAGAAAGUAUUUUACCUCAAAAUGAGAGGAGACUACUGGCGGUAUAUUGCUGAGUACAAGUCUGAGCAAGGUCCAGAGCGUACAGCAGCCAUUACAAAUGCUGAAGAGGCUUAUUCUAAAGCUAUGGAGCAUGCCAAGAAAAACAUGCUUUCAACACAUCCCAACAGGCUGGGUCUUGCUCUUAACUACUCUGUUUUCUACUACGAGAUCCUCAAUUCGCCAGACAAGGCAUGUAACUUAGCUAAAGAGGCCUUUGAUGAGGCGAUCAGUGAUUUGGAGAAGAUACAAGAUAGUGAUUGUAAAGACAGUACGCUGAUAAUGCAACUCCUUCGUGACAAUCUUACCCUGUGGACAUCAGAUAACCAGGCUGAAAAUUGUGAUGAUUAAUCAGAUCUGAACUAGAUAACACAAAAAAAAAACUAAGAUGAACUUUAUAUCAGGCUUGUGAAAAGGCUACUGAGGGGACCGGAGCAUGCAGUUUAUCAAAAAUGUCAGUUUGUUUUUGCUGUGAUUCAGCUUAUAUUUGUAGGGCUAAUCUUUUUUUUUUUUAAUCGGUACAUUGCUGUUAAUUUGGAUUAUCUACAUUCUCUCACGAUGAUUGACAACCUUCAUUCUUUCUUAAUUCUGGAAUAUUGUUCAAUUGGACUAUUAAAAAACCAUUAUAGAAAAAUCAAUUAUAAAAUCUGUGUCUAGAUUAGAUAUAAUUAAGAUAAAUUAAAUGUUAUGUUAAAGUUACCUAAAAAUUAAGCUUAUUAUUUGUAUGCUCAUACUGCUUCCUUUUAAAGUCUAUGAUUAAUGUACUCUUGACAUUCAAUGUUUUAUGUUGUAGACUGUUUCUACACCAUAGUAUGAUUUUUCAGCCCUGAUAAGAAAAGCUGUGUUUUGUUUUGCAUGACAGUUUUUUUUUUUUACUAUUAUUAUAUUAAUAAUGUAUUAUCCUUGAUUUCUGUCAAGAAAUCUGAGUUUCUAAAUGAAAAUGUUUUUUUUUUUUUAAUGUAGUUUCUACAUCCAAGUAAAUCAAGUAGAUCAUGGCUUAUUUUCCUAUUUUAAUAUUUUUUUUCUCCAGAAUCAAAAUUUGAAAUUGACUUAAGGGGCACUGCUUUUUCACUGUGCACUAUUUGUUAAAUUGCCUUGUCAAAAGCUCUGUGCUGCUGUUUUGUCAUAACAUAUUGUAAUGACAUUUUCACUAGUGUAGUCAUUUCUCACAUUAGUUUUUAACAUGUCAACAUUCAUUUGCAUUCAUCAAUCUAUAUAAGAACCAUAGUUUAGUGAAAAGCUUAGCUGACUUAUUUAAUUGGUCAUUUACUUUUCAGGUUAAUCAUGUUGGUUUCAAUUUUGAUCAUGAGAUAAAAAUUUUUUUUUCCAAUCAAAUUAUAGCUUGUGUGAUAAUUUGCAUGGUCUUAUUGAGUCUCCCUCAUUUUGUACACUUGGUAUGAUUGGUGUGUGGUGGGUUUCAAUGUCCCAUUUUCAGCAUUCACCAUCAAAGAUUUACUCCUUAAGAAAAUUCAAGUCUUAUUAACCAGGGAGUUUUGUUUCCACUUUCAGGAUAGUGAAUCUCGGUGGGUGGUGCUGUCUAACUAGGAAAUGUUUUUUAUUGCAGAAACAACUGUUACAGAUGAUUGUCAUUAUUUCUAAUCUGUAUUUUUUUUUAUACUCGUAUUUAUAAUCAUUAGUAAUUUUAGCUCAUAAGAAAAUCUAAUUUUGUUACAUUUACUACCCUGUUUUUAUAGCUUUUAAAUACGUUUAUCAUGAAUAAUAAAAUAAAAUGUCAUCAUUCUGAUGUUUUGGUCACAUAUACUUUUGAUGUACAGUAUCUUUUAAAUUGAAACUUAUUUUCGCUAAAUGUAAUAAUGACCACAUUAUUUAACAGAAAGGAAAAAAUCCUACAGGUGGGGGAAAUGUAGUUAUACUAUAGUAGUAAAUGCAUUACUUCUUUACAAAAAAUUCUCAAUCAUUGUCAGUUUUCUACUUACAUAUUAUUGAUAUCAGCAUUUGUGACCUAUUUUGAAAACUGGUAUACUAAUAAAUUUAUUAAAAUUAAAUUCUGUACUAGGAACAGUUACCAUUUUUUUAACCAUACCUUUUCCAGGAUAAGAUUUUUUUCCAGUUAGCUGCAAUAUUAUUAAAGAAAUGAAAAUAUC